AUGCCAGGACGGUCCAGUACAAAUUCAGGUUCUACCCGGUACAUAUCCUUCAGUGGCGUAGAGUCAGCUCUCUCCUCCUUAAAAACCUUCCAGUCCUGUAUCAGCUCUGGGAUGGACACAGUUUCUAGUGUUGCCUUGGACCUUGUGGAGACCCAAACUGAAGUGAGUAGUGAGUACAGUAUGGACAAGGCCAUGGUUGAAUUUGCUAAAAUGGAUCGAGAACUAAACCAUUAUGUUAAGGCUGUCCAGUCUACAAUAAAUCAUGUAAAAGAAGAACGUCCAGAAAAAGUACCAGAUUUAAAAUUACUGGUGGAGAAGAAAUUUUUGGCUUUACAGGAUAAGAACUCUGACGCCGACUUUAAAGAGAAUGAAAAGUUCGUGCAGUUUAAGCAGCAGCUGCGGGAGCUGAAGAAGCAAUUAGUGAAACCCAGAGAAGAUGGAAGACACAAUGAAUUCGACCGGAAUAAGGAUUCCAGUAGAACAGGCAAUGAACGAGAUGGUAUUCAUGCAGACAGAGAGAAUGAUGGGAUAGAAGGAAUGGAUGAAGAUAUGAUUGUGACCCAGAGCCAAACCAAUUUCAUCUGCCCCAUAACACAGUUGGAAAUGAAGAAGCCAGUGAAAAAUAAAAUGUGUGGCCACACAUACGAAGAGGAAGCCAUUGUUCGCAUGAUCGAAUCCAAGCAUAAGAGGAAGAAGAAGGCUUGUUGCCCAAAAAUUGGCUGUAGCCACACAGACAUGAGAAUGUCAGAUCUCAUUCCGGAUGAAGCCCUGAGAAGGGCAAUCGAGAGCCACAACAAGAAGAAAAAGCGCCACUCCGAGUAGGAGCCAGCCCCCUGCCCACAGGGGUGUCCGCAGCCUACCUCCCCGCAGCCACCAGAGAGUGAGCGUACACAGCAAUAGGCCCAGCAAGCUCCGCAGUGACCCUCAAGGCUAACUGUAAUUGAAAGCAUUUUUAAGUUACACAAUAAAAACACAAGUUCAUUAUAGUCUUUAUUUUCAAGUGCUCUGAAAUUUUAAAUAAAACUUUGAUAAUCUUCAGCACGA
Messenger RNA from Rattus rattus (black rat), 1044 nucleotides. RefSeq names its product NSE2 (MMS21) homolog, SMC5-SMC6 complex SUMO ligase (gene Nsmce2). The transcript has 7 exons. Gene Ontology annotation, biological process: double-strand break repair via homologous recombination; protein sumoylation; protein ubiquitination. Gene Ontology annotation, cellular component: Smc5-Smc6 complex; nucleus. The coding region runs from base 1 to 822 and encodes 273 amino acids. The record is from RefSeq and is a predicted model, not a curated record. Gene Ontology annotation, molecular function: ubiquitin-protein transferase activity; zinc ion binding; SUMO ligase activity. Lineage: Eukaryota; Metazoa; Chordata; Mammalia; Rodentia; Muridae.